UCCGGUUAAAAUUCCUGUUGUACAAAUAUGAUAGAUAAAUAUAGAGGGGAAACAAUGUAAACAAGCAAAGAAACUAUCUAAACUUGUCCGCUUAUCGUCAGGAGGCUAUCUUAGGUAUAUCCGAAAAUCUCCAGAUAUCCAAGAUGUUGGUGCCAAUUUUCAACCUUAAGAUCAACCACAAGGUUAACCCGCGUAUGGUCACCAUUGGAAAGUAUGACGGAAUCCAUUCCUCUCUCACAUGUGCUACAACAGCUGGAAAGGUACUGAUACAUAACCCCCACAAUAGGGGGAUGAAAGGAGGUCGGAUGGACAUCACAUCAGACGGAGAUCUCAACCUUUUAAGUGUCAACCAGCAGGUGUCAGCGGUGUCGGCCGGCCAGCUGAACCCUGAAAAGGAGAACGAUAUCCUGACAGUGGGGACACAAACAAACAUACUGGCUUAUGAUGUUGAAAAUAACAGUGAUCUCUUCUACAAAGAUACAGCUGACGGCUCAAACUGUCUUGUUGUUGGCCGGCUUGGCACCAUACCCGAUCCCAUGGCCAUUGUUGGAGGAAACUGUACACUUCAGGGUUACGACAUGGAGGGCAACGACAUAUUCUGGACGGUGACUGGCGACAACGUGUGUUCUCUGGCAUUGGUCGACUUCAGCAGUGACGGACAAAAUGAGCUUGUCGUUGGAUCAGAAGAUUUUGACAUCCGUGUCUUUAAAGAAGAUGAGAUUCUAGCGGAAAUGACCGAAACUGAGGCCAUCACCUGUUUGUGCCCCAUGAUGGAGAGCAGGUUUGGAUACACCCUGGCGAACGGCACAGUGGGCGUGUAUGACAGGUCGUCACGUUACUGGAGGAUCAAGUCUAAGAAUCAAGCUCUGGCAAUCCACAGCUUUGACCUCGACUCAGAUGGGGUGACCGAGCUGAUUACGGGCUGGAGUAACGGCAAGAUUGAUGUACGGAGCGACAGAACAGGAGAAGUGAUCUACAAAGACACGUUCAACCACCCAGUGGCAGGCAUUGUUCAGGGCGACUACCGUCUGGACGGCUCACAACAGCUGAUCUGCGUGUCCGCUGAAGGGGAAGUUAAGGGAUACAACCCGGCUCCAGUUGAAAUGAGAGGAAACCUGAUGGACGCUAACAUGGAACAAGAAACGAUCCGUGACCUUAGUCUUCGUAAACAGAACCUGAUGAUGGAGCUGAAAAACUAUGAUGAGAACACAAAGGCGGGAGCUGUGGCUGCUGCUGCCCUGGCAACCAAUGCGGCCUCCCGUGGCUACAGCAGCAGUAGCAGUGGUGGCAUUGGUGGAAGUGGUGGUAUGGGAGCAGCCGGACCAGGUGGCAUGAGUGGAGCGGGAGGUGGCGUGGGAGGCGCUGGAGGUGGCAUGGGUGGUGCAGGGGGCGGUGUGGGAAGUGCUGGAGGAAGCAUGGGUGGAGCUGGAGCUGGCGGAGGAGGCCCUGGAGGCAGCAUAGGUGGAGCGGGAGGUGCUGGAGGAGGCAUGGGUGGAGCGGGAGGUGGCAUGGGAGGUACUGGAGGACCAGGAAGUGUUGGAGGAGGUGGCCCAGGGGGGCAAGGAGGAGUUGGAGAAGGUGGUGGGUACGGAGGGGGUGGAGGUGUGGGAAGUGUUGCAGCCAGAUUCUCAGCUGAAAGACCAUUCCCUCCUGGAGAAUAUGAUGCUCAGAAAAUGGGAGUUAUUCCUGCGGCCACUCAGCUUCAAACAACGCUGAGGGUUAACACGGGCGAAGAGGGCAAACCACCGCAUGUAGAAUUAUUCAUAGGAACAACAAACGACACUGCCAUCAAAGCGGUAUUGAUAUUUGCUGAAGGAAUUUUUGAAGGAGAAAGUCAUGUUAUACAUCCUGCUUCCGCCCAGCUGUCAAACAGCGUGAAGGUUUCGAUCCAGCCCCCUAAAGAUGUACCAGUUGACCUCCACAUCAAGGCUUUUGUCGGCUACAAGUCCAGCAUCCAGUUCCACGUUUUUGAGCUGACGCGCCAGUUGCCAAGAUUCUCAAUGUACACACCAAUAAAGAACAACCCAGACCAGGAGCCGAAGAGUUCCUGUACAUUCACGGUCAAUGACCGCGUGGCCAGGGUGUUGCUGUGGAUAAACCAGAACUUCCUAUUACAAGAUGACCUUACCUGUGAGGGGUCAAACCUUCACUUCAGCUUCCUGUCUCUGAGGGGUUCCGGUCCCCUGGUAAUUAAGAUGGAAUCCUCUGGCCAGCAUAUUGAGCCACAACAAGUCACACUUUUAACCGAUGACAUGGAUACCGCUGGAGAUGUGAUACAGAAUCUGGCUAACUUCCUAAACAUGGAAGAUCUACAGGUGACUGCUGACUUCCCCGCUGAGAUGGAAAACCUGAAGGAAGUCCUACUCAAGGUGGACGAGUAUAAUAUAGUGAGACAGAAACUGACUGCAGAAAUGGCUGACCACUCCAACCUCAUCAGGAGUAUGGUGGUCCGGGCAGAAGAUGCAAGACUUAUGGGUGACAUGAAGAAUAUGAGGAAGGGCUACAUGGAACUGUUCAAUAUGAACCGAGACCUCAUCAAUGGUUACAAGAUCCGGUGUGGAAACCACCAGGAGUUGUUAGCUUCUCUCAAACAGGUCAACCAGGUCAUACAGAAGGCUGGGCGACUCAGAGUUGGCCGGUUCAAGACACAGGUUGUGAACGGAUGUAGAGGGGCAAUCAAAACCAAUAAUGUCAGCUCGCUGUUUAAAAUUAUCAAGACUGGAGCUUCAUGAUAGUGGCUACACCAAGUUUAAAUGACUUUUACUGCAUUCCGUCCUGAAAUAUGUGCAUAAUUUAUCAUUCCCAGGAAUAACAAACUUUGGGCACCACCAGAUCUAUUGGGAUCACAGGUACCAUACUUUGUUCGUUAGGCACAGCUUCAACCUGUCUUAAGAGUCAACUGUACUGAAGUACCUCCUUAUGUUUGGACAAAAGAUUCGGUCUCUUUACAUUUGGCAAAAUUAGGGACCACAAAAAGACAUAUACACUACACUUCCUAACGUAUGUUCUUGACGAGUCUCUGUUAUACGCCUCUCAUAUGAUUUCAUAUCGUCUCUUUAUUGAUUAUCGUGUGUGAGUAAGUGAGGAGUACCAAGAGUUCUGCAGGAGAGGAUGUUACAAGUACUGUCAAGAUUUUGGCUAUGGCGAUCAUUAAAAAGCAUGUCAAUGAUUUCUGUACCAACUGGAAAACUGGAACUAUUAAUGAAUACUUUUUUAUGUGCAUGAUAAAAACUUAACAAAAUAGUUUCUGGGGGGAAAAAGAAAACACUCCCAUUAAUGGCUAGUGUGGGCCUGUAUCCUUGAAACCGUUCUCAUGCUCAAGCAUGGAUUUUGUGCUCAGGCCGAAUUUCAUGUCCUGGUAAUAAAUUAAUAAACAAGACUUAAGGCCAAGUACUGUUUUCAAUGAUUACGUUUGACAUUUUGAUCGUUUGACAUGAUUUAAGCGAGUUACAAGAAAGUUUGUUUAAUUUGAGCACAGAAUCCAUGCU
This is a messenger RNA of Mizuhopecten yessoensis (Yesso scallop), 3488 nucleotides long. RefSeq names its product Bardet-Biedl syndrome 2 protein homolog. The record is from RefSeq and is a predicted model, not a curated record. Lineage: Eukaryota; Metazoa; Mollusca; Bivalvia; Pectinida; Pectinidae. The transcript is spliced from 23 exons. Gene Ontology annotation, cellular component: motile cilium; ciliary basal body; neuron projection. Gene Ontology annotation, biological process: non-motile cilium assembly. The coding region runs from base 144 to 2732 and encodes 862 amino acids. Gene Ontology annotation, molecular function: protein binding.